CGCGAACAUGGCGGCUGUCGCGGAUCCCGCGCUUACGCUCCCGCCGCGGGACGAGCCUGCGCCCGGCCCCGUCGCCCCCCGGGAGGACCUCCGGGUGCGCUGCACGUCCAGGCGGGCCGUGGCGGCGACGCUGGACCUGUGCGGCCGCUUCGUGCAGCAGCUUGGCGAAGCGCUGCCCGACGGCAUCCGGGAGCUGGCGGUGCGGGACGCGCAGUGGACCUUCGAAGCAGCUGUGCAGGAGAACGUCUGCAUUAAUGGGCAGGCCUGGCAGGAGGCAUGUGAGGCAGACAGCAGCUUUCAGGAUUCUGAUAUCAAAGUACUUGAAGAUCAGUUUGAUGAAAUCAUAGUAGACUUAGCCACAAAGCGUAAGCAGUAUCCCAGAAAGAUCAUCGAAUGUGUCAUCAAAAUCAUAAAAGCAAAACAAGAGAUUUUGAAGCGCUACCAGCCUGUGGUGCACCCUGCAGACCUGACCUUGCAGCCUGACCCAGCCUCGAGGAUAUUAAUACUGGAGCGCCGAGGAGAAACAGUGGCACAGGAGAUUGGUGAGGCCAUGAAGGCCCUGCCCUUGCUGAUCAAGCAGGGAGAAGGCUUUUCCCAGGUUCUGAAGAUGCAGCCACGGAUCCAUCUGCAGCCGGUGCACCAGGAAGUUUUCUCAGGUUCUUCUGGGCCAAAGCAGUUGGAGGCGACGCCCCCCGAGGCCAUCGCCCGCAAACCCUCCGACCUGGCACUGCCGCGCAAGAGGCCUGCCAGCUCCCCACAGCGCAAGCCCUACCCGCUGCGGCCCAGGCAGAUCCCACUGGACACCUGAGUGCAGUUGGGUGACAAGGGCAAGCAGCCUCUCUAGGCAUUGCAGUGCCAGGAUUGGAUGCAGAGCCUCAUCCCUGCAAGCCACAUGCUUGAUGGCCCAGCCUCAUCCCUUGGGAGGGAGAUGGGCAUUAGACACCCUCGCCCCAAAUGCUUGGGGGCUGAGGGCUGCCAUUUAGUACUGAGGGUAAAGCCAGCAAAGACUGUGACCAGUUCUUCUGGUCAUUUCCGACAGGUGUGUGACCUCUGCUUUCCUGGGUUCUUGCCUUGCUGUGGUCAAACUGAUGGAUACUUUGACUCUUCUCUUCACUUUUCACCGCCCCCUGCUAGUGCUGGCCACAGACCUACUGACCUCGGCUACUUCACACAUGGAAUAGUGACAGACCUGGCCUUGUCUGGGGGUCUGGCAACAUGGGGGCCCCGUAGCCACCAUGGGGGAGGGUUCCUGUAUGUAGCAACCCCUGCAGCCAAGUAGUCUCUUUCAGAAAAUCCUGCUAAUUUCUUGUUUUAUGGGACAAAGCAGACUACAGCUGUUCAAGACAUCAAAUGUUUGUAGCCUAUUUCUUGCUCACACUUGCCAAGAAUUUUCAACUUUUCAAUGUAAUUUGAAGAUGUAAGGUUUGGUCUCUGUGCAGCCAAUGCUCAAGCCAUGUACUCAAGGAUCACUUCUGGCCGUGCUUGGGUAUGCUGGGGUCUGCCUCGAGUAAGGACAGUGCCCUCCCCUGUACUGUCUCUUCAGACUUGGAUGGAAUGCUUCCUUUCAAGAGCCUGAGAGAGCACUGAGCAGGGACCAAGACACACACCCAAACCUCCCCCAGUUUACUUCUCAGAUCUCGCUGUUUGUUGAUGAUGCUGACAGCUAAAUCGACUUUAACACAUCCAGUCAGAUCAUGGAGGGUCAUUCUGAGCUGUCCUUUCCUGUGAGGUCUCUCCUGGGCCCAUGAAGCCAGAUCCAGAGAAAGUUCUAGACUAGCCACCUCUACUGCUCCCAUGGGCACAACCAUGGUUACUUCGAGGCUGUGGGGGUAUGGAGGCUGGAUAUUCCUGAACAUCCAAUUAGUUGUGUCCAGGGUCCUACAUUCCUCCUGGCAGGAGGCCCCUCAGAGCCAAAGAGCCCCAAAGCCAGGUCAUUGGGCCCAACUUUGUCCCCCACAGUUCAUGCCUAGAACCUAGUGUUUUAUGAGCUUGGGUCACUGAUCAGUCUGUAUCUCAGAGGCAGAAGAAUCUCUGCUGAAAGCUGUUCUGGACUGUGGAAUACUGUGACUAUAACACAGUGCUGGCUUGUUAGUACUGUAAAAUUCUGUGUGCAGUUUUUCA
This is a messenger RNA of Suncus etruscus (white-toothed pygmy shrew), 2121 nucleotides long. It is a transcript of the gene NSL1, whose product is annotated as NSL1 component of MIS12 kinetochore complex. Lineage: Eukaryota; Metazoa; Chordata; Mammalia; Eulipotyphla; Soricidae. The record is from RefSeq and is a predicted model, not a curated record. The transcript has 6 exons. The coding region runs from base 8 to 808 and encodes 266 amino acids. Gene Ontology annotation, cellular component: MIS12/MIND type complex; kinetochore. Gene Ontology annotation, biological process: mitotic sister chromatid segregation.